GUUCUCACUGCACGCCUUUGCCUCGUUAUAGACUUUUUUGUUAUGCUUUCCAUUAAGGUUACAUGAAAGUGAAUGGACUAGUGAAGGAAACACAGAAACGCGUUUGUCUCGUGUCAAUCAGCCAUGAGCUCCAGUCUAGUCAACUCUUUAGCCAAAGUUUACGACCCAAAGCCUCUUCACGGUCAGAAACUCGCUGGAAGAAAACCGUCUCUCAAUGGACUGGACAAGUAUCAAGCGUCUUCUUCCUCAUCAUCAUCACCUACUUCCUCUUCGCAGGAUGUUGCCCUGCACUGUGUGGAGAGUCGGAUGGACUCCCUGAGCAGUCAGAUGGAGCGCUUGCUCAACAUGCAGCAAACUGUCUUGACCCGGCUGGAUGGUCUGUCCCAGGACCUCAGGGACAUGGGUCAGGAUCUGGCCUCUAUGCGUGAAGGGGUCAGCGGGGAAAGACGCUGGUCAGGGGUGGAAGUGGCGUGCAAGGGGCUGCACAGGGCAGUGGAGAGGACCAGUGAGCGGCUGGAGAGUCAGGGCCGCCGGCUGGAAGGGGUUGAGAAGCUGGUGGAGGGCACUCAGCAUGUGAUCACUUUUAUUGGAGAGGCGGUGAAAAGCUCCAGGCUGCUGGAGCUGCUCUUCAAACAGCCUGGAAACAAGUCCUGCAAGAAGGCAAAGGAUGACAAGGAUAAAGCCAAAGUGAAUCUGAAGGCUUCGAAGACUCAGAAGAAGAGGAAGCCCGUGGACACGUCAGAUCCAUGUGCAGCGAGUGAGCCUGUGCUGCACGAGCAGGUGGAAAAGUUCAACAGGCAGAACUGUGAGCAUUCCCAUGAAAACACAGAGGCUGAAUCCCACGAGGCCGACGACACAGGCAGCGCAGACAGGCGGCACCAUCAGCCGCCACGCCGCAUCGUGGAUGGAGCACACACCUCAGCCUCCCAGUCAGGGGAGAGAGAGGAAGAGAAGGAGGAGGGCAUCUUUGAGGACUCACAGCCUGAGGAGGAGGAGGAGGAGAAGGGAGAAGAUGGAAUAGCAGAAGCAGCUGGAAAAGAGGAAGAUCAUGGAACGAGAAGGCACGAAGCAGAGUCAGAGGAAAAGGCCCCACCUCUUCUGGAAAGUCCUGAGGAGGUCAGUGAUGUGGCCACCUGCAGCAAACGCCGCGUCACAGAAGAAGACGUGGCCAAGGACGACUUGAAGAAAAGCAAAGUGGAAAGUGCAGGUGGUGAGGCGGAGGCGGUGCCGGAGGCGGAGGCGGUGCCGGAGGUGGACAGCGAGCUACAUGUCCUCACGUCUGACAAAUCACAGACAGAAGCAGAAGAAUACAGGACAGACGGAAAGACGGUGGUGACAGAAUUCCUUAUAGACUCCAGCCCUCCACCUUUAGCCCCCUUCGACCACCGCAUCGUGACCCCCAAGCCUCAUCAGAUCGCCACCUACUACACCAUCAACAGAGAUGAAGUCCUCGGAGGAGGGCGUUUUGGGCAAGUCCACAAGUGCACAGAGAACUCCUCUGGUCUGAAACUGGCUGCCAAGAUCAUCAAAGCCAGGAGCCAGAAAGAGAAGGAGGUGGUGAGGAACGAGAUCCAGGUGAUGAACCAGCUGAAUCAUGCCAACCUCAUCCAGCUGUACGCCGCCUUCGAGUCUCGUCAUGAUGUCAUCCUAGUCAUGGAAUACGUGGAGGGAGGGGAGCUGUUUGACCGCAUCAUUGAUGAAAACUACAACCUGACAGAGCUGGACACAGUGCUGUUUAUACGCCAGAUCUGUGAGGGGCUGCAGUACAUGCAUCACAUGUACAUCCUACACCUCGACCUUAAGCCAGAGAACAUUCUCUGUGUCAGCAGAGUGACUAACAAGAUCAAAAUCAUUGACUUUGGCUUGGCCAGGAGGUAUAAACCCAGGGAGAAGCUGAAGGUCAACUUUGGAACGCCAGAGUUUUUAGCCCCUGAAGUAAUCAACUAUGAGUUUGUUUCAUUCCCAACAGACAUGUGGAGUCUUGGUGUCAUAACUUACAUGCUGCUCAGUGGUUUGUCUCCAUUUCUGGGGGACGAUGACAACGAGACACUCAACAACAUCCUGGCCUGUCAGUGGAACUUUGAGGAGGAGGAGUUCACGGACAUCUCUGACGAGGCCAAAGAUUUCAUCUCCCGUCUGUUGGUGAAAAGCAAAAGCUGGAGGAUGAGCGCUGCAGAGUCCCUCAGACACUCCUGGCUCUCGGAUCACAGUCUGCACUAUCGACUAAACCAGAAGAAAAACAAGUGCCACUCCACACAUGCUCCUUCUCCAGAGAGCUAAAGUGUUUCAUUGUGAUGCCCUCAGCAUGCCUUCUGACAAUGUAGGAGCCCAACACUGGACCAAUGCUGCUGUAGCUGUAUGAUGAGUGGAUAACUGCUCUCUGCCUCGCAGCCUCACGUCUGCACAGCCCUGCAGCUUGUAGCUCCGACCUGAAAACUUUGAAGCACAAAACCCAUUUUGCAGACCAUAAACAGUCCUGUGUCAUGGUUACUGUCACGCACAAAACAUCACACUAAACCAAAGAAGACUGGAGCCCAAAUAAGUCUUGGUACAAGGUAAAAGAGGGACUCACACGGCAGUGAUGAAUCUGAAUUGUGAAGGUUCAGAUCAUCAAGAGGAAAAUGAUUCAUCAUAAUCAUUGUGUCAUGUUGUCCUGGUUUGUUUGCAUGCUUUGCACCUUUUGGCCAUUGUUUCAUGUUUGAACAAGCUCCAGACUGAACUGUAUUAUUGAAGUCAUGUAUUUGUGGUUCAAGACUUUUUUUUUUUCUUUUUUGAAUUUACAAGUCUUAUUGAAAAUUGUAUUCAUCCUCAAACAGAAGCUAAAUGUGCAUCCGCCCCCGUUAAUUUAUUUUGUACAUACUCUAGUGCUGCUUCAUAGGGUUUCCUUCUGCCUUCACGUUCACGCCAUCAGCUCACCUUUGCUUCCGCAGUUUGGAGUAGCUCUGUCACCUUCCAUGAAGGCAUAAUGAACAACAGAAUACUACCUAUGAAUGAUACAUGUUUAUGACUGAAGUGUUUAUUUACUGGUUCAACACCAGACUGUACUUGAAGUGCAAAGCUUUGAGGAGUGUUUUUUAAAGGGGAGACAAACUGACGUGUAAAGCCACAGUUCAGCUUGACCGAGAGCCAGCAGCACUUUAUUGUCCCAGUCCUCCUGAGAUGUGGAUUGUUGGAUGGAUGAUCGUCGCUCACUUGCUGGCUCAUUUCUUGGGAAGUGCAAAAGCUUUGUGAUUUUGAACACUUGUUUCAUUGAAUUUAUGGUACUUUUUUCAAGUUUUCUUGUGUACUGAAAAAUAAAUAAAUAAAAAGAUUAAAAAUAACAAUAAUAAUAAUAA
This is a messenger RNA of Solea senegalensis (Senegalese sole), 3335 nucleotides long. It is a transcript of the gene mylk4b, whose product is annotated as myosin light chain kinase family, member 4b. The record is from RefSeq and is a predicted model, not a curated record. The transcript has 13 exons. Gene Ontology annotation, biological process: protein phosphorylation; positive regulation of apoptotic process; intracellular signal transduction. Bases 124 to 2280 code for a protein of 718 amino acids. NCBI's taxonomy places the organism in Eukaryota, Metazoa, Chordata, Actinopteri, Pleuronectiformes, Soleidae. Gene Ontology annotation, molecular function: ATP binding; protein serine/threonine kinase activity. Gene Ontology annotation, cellular component: cytoplasm; nucleus.